Anopheles stephensi (Asian malaria mosquito) is the source of this 1793-nucleotide messenger RNA. RefSeq names its product chitinase domain-containing protein 1. The transcript has 4 exons. NCBI's taxonomy places the organism in Eukaryota, Metazoa, Arthropoda, Insecta, Diptera, Culicidae. The record is from RefSeq and is a predicted model, not a curated record. Gene Ontology annotation, biological process: carbohydrate metabolic process. Gene Ontology annotation, cellular component: extracellular region. The coding region runs from base 326 to 1522 and encodes 398 amino acids. Gene Ontology annotation, molecular function: oligosaccharide binding; chitin binding.
GUUUGACAGUUUAUUUACAAACAAACAGUUGUCCUCAGCACCCGGGCCCGCACAAAACAAUGGAAGGGAAAUUAAUAAAAUCAAUUUUAUAGGAGAAUAUGUACUGAAAACGCUGCGCGAUUGAUAUCACAUAAAACUUUAAUCCUUUCAACACAACGCGUGCCUGUUAUCAGUAUUGUUUGAGGGGAGUUGCACUCAUUAAACCCGCUUCACCGCUUGUGCCGGUGUAAAGUUGACCUAGAAAAACAUCGGAUCGAGGAAAAAAAUCCGUCCGCAACUCUCUUGUUGGUGCUUUAUUUUCUAACAAAACGCCUGUGCUUUAAGUAUGCUAGUUCAAAAAUCGGUGCAAUGCAUACUCUCUUUCCUGCUGAUACUCCACGUGGCCUUCGGAACACUUUCUCCGUCCGAUAAGAACAAAAACAAGAAAGUAAAGGAACUGAAAGUAAAAACCGGUCCACAGCCGACCAACGUGUACGAUAGGGGACUGGUGCAGGGGGAACCAUCGGCAAAGGAUAUUCUCGUGGAAAAUGCUGCCUUCUUCCAGGACACAUCGUUAAAACUGUUCGAGGGCAAAGUGCUUGGGUUUGUUACGCCGUGGAACAAUCAUGGGUACGACGUGGCGAAAACGUGGGGACCCAAGUUUGAUUACGUGUCACCGGUGUGGCUGCAAGUGUUGCGGAAAGGUCCCAAAAAGUACGAGGUAGCCGGUGUGCACGAUAUCGACGAUGGGUGGGUAAAGGAUGUGAGGAAGGCGGGCUCAUCAAUCAACAAUCGAGUUGUGCCACGCGUUCUGUUCGAUAAAUUCACCGACCGGGACUUUUCCCAGCUGCUCACUUAUCCAGAAGAACGUACCAUUGUCGCUAAACUACUGCUAGCGACUGCCCGGAAACACAAAUUCGAUGGGUUGGUGCUGGAAGUUUGGUCACAGCUGGCUGCCCGUGUAGAGGACAACUACCUAAUCGGACUGGUGGAAGAAAUCUGCAACACCCUGACCACCGGCUCGUUCGACUGCAUUCUUGUGAUACCGCCAGCACGCAAAGAAACGUACGAUCUGUUUUCGCGCAAGCACUUCGAAGCGCUCGUCCCAUCGGUAACGGCUUUCUCGCUGAUGACGUACGACUAUUCGAGCGUCCAGCGACCGGGAGCGAAUGCCCCACUGUACUGGGUACGGAAUGCCGUCCAGCACAUCUGCCCGGACGGUACGGAUGGCGUGCGAGAAAAGCGUGCAAAAAUCCUCGUUGGACUGAACAUGUACGGUAGCGAUUUCACACCGAACGGUGGACAGCCGAUAGUGGCGCACGAGUAUUUAGCGCUGCUGAAGCACCUGAAGGGUCACCUGACGUACGAUGAGCACGAUGUGGAGAACUUCUUCGAAGUGAAAACCUCCAACGGACGCCAUAUGGUAUUCUAUCCGACACUCUUUUCCAUCGACGAACGGCUUAAGCUGGCCCGAGAGCUUGGCACGGGCAUUUCCAUCUGGGAGCUUGGCCAAGGGUUGGAUUACUUUUACGAUCUUUUCUAAAAAAACGAACCACUAGACACACGCGUCAAUUUACCCUCAGCGAAUGCUUUAUCAGCCCAACACGCCGCACACAGUCGUUUCGGAUAGGUAGGGCAAAGCUUCGCAAAUUCGUUAGCUGGACGAAAUAGUUUUCCGCUAUUAUUCUUACCACCUAGCGUAGCGUACGGCCUAAAAGGUAAAAGGUUCCAGUUUUCCGUUGCUCUUUUGCUCGAGCGAUACACUAUUCGAUCAUUUCUUAGCAAUGAAAUAAGAUGCAAUAAUGCCGAACGAG